Molecule: messenger RNA, 2561 nt
Organism: Wyeomyia smithii (pitcher-plant mosquito)
Lineage: Eukaryota; Metazoa; Arthropoda; Insecta; Diptera; Culicidae
Gene: Scamp
Product: secretory carrier-associated membrane protein 1
Exons: 8
Coding region: 308-1393 (361 amino acids)
Biological process (GO): protein transport
Cellular component (GO): recycling endosome membrane; trans-Golgi network membrane
Source: RefSeq, a predicted model, not a curated record
UCUAACUGUCAAAUUAAUUUUAGUUUAGGUGUAUAGGCUGUGAAGACGUAAAAAUUCAGGACGGAAAAUCUGGUAGUGUUUUUUGGGCUUAAAUUUGCCUCUGAUUAAGCUGAAAAUAGUAUUAACGCAUAGCGGAACUUAAUUAGCAGUGCAAACAAGAGACGAAAAAGCCGACCGAGCUCAACUGCCAGCGUUAACAGCAGUUUUCUCUUGUCUCUUGCAUUUCGCGAUAGUCACCAGCGGAACCGACGAAACUUCUGAUAACCGAGUGAAAAGUGCCACGAAACUAGGCGCUCCUGUAACAGCAAUGUCCAGAUUCGACGAUAACCCGUUCGGGGAACCGAUCGUGGAUAAUCCGUUCGCGGACCCAUCCAUUCGGGAGGCCACCAGAAAUACCGUUGAUCCCCAGCAGACCCUGGACGACUAUGAUCCCUUUUCCAAUGACCCUGUACAACAGCGAACGACAUCCCAGAACACCUUCGGUCAGCCCGCGACGCUGCUGCCUUCGUCACAGACAGUUCCGGCGUACAGUGCGAGCGCGGCGCAAUACAACAGUAAUGCAGCGGUACCCGGGGGAAGCAGUCCCGCCGCCAUGACCCAGAUAUCCACCGCCGAAUUACAGGAACUAAGGCGGCGCCAAGAUGAACUGGAGAAGAAAGCUCAGGAGCUGGAGCGACGCGAGGCAGAAUUGAUGAACAGUUCCAGUACCAACCGACCGAACAAUUGGCCUCCGUUACCGUCGUUUUGUCCAGUGCAGCCGUGCUUCUAUCACGACAUCAACAUCGACAUCCCGUCUGAGUUCCAGAAGAUUGUCCAGAAUCUGUACUAUCUGUGGAUGUUCUACGCGCUGGUUAUGGUGGUUAACAUACUGGGCGGUCUGGUGAUACUGAUUCAUUCCGGAGACUUUCGUACCUUCGGGCUAGGAAUGUUCUACGCGAUUCUUUUCACACCGGCUUCCUUCUUGUGCUGGUAUCGCCCGGCGUACAAGGCGUUCAAAAAUGAUUCCAGUUUCAAUUUUAUGAUGUUCUUUUUCAUCUUCUUCUUUCAAACAUUGGUCACAAUUAUUCAAACGAUCGGAUUUCCGGGGUCGGGAACUUGUGGUGUUAUAAUGGCCAUCCAGCAGUUUACGUCCGGUGGGGUUGGCAUACUGGUGGGUAUCUUUGUGCUGGCCAUCGCUGUUGGCUACGGUGCGUGUGCUGCUGGAAAUGUAUUCAUGCUGAGCAAGAUCCAUGCAAUCUACCGCAGCGGCACGGAAACGAACCGCAUUACAAUGGACAAAGCACGCCAGGAGUUCCAGUCGGGCUUCUUCGGCAAUCAGAUCGUACGGGAUGCGGCCGCCGGCGCUGCGCGGGCCACCGUUCAAUCGCAGUUCAGCCAGAACAGCGCUUAUUGAUAAAAACACCCUGAAACCCACUUCGCCCAAAAUACGUGAUACAUUCUGCUGGAGUAUAAACGUGCUACAACUUGUGUAAUGUCUAAUCCACGUGUGUGUGUGUGAACAAGCAUUUUGUUUUAUCAUAGAAAAAUAUGAAAACACUCACAGCACACAAUAUGAAGAACAUGUUAUAUUAUCACUAGGGAACCAGAAAACGAUUUCUCUGAUGUUAGUCAAAUGUAUACCACAAAAAUAAAGGAAAAGGUUUCCCAAACAUGACUAGUACCACUCGUAAAAACUAACCUUUACAAAGAAACAAACCUACAUUUGUAAACCAAAGGCAGAUUAGGCGGUUAUUCUGGUUUUCUGAUAGUUGUUGAAUUCAACCGUUCCUGAUUAAAUAACAUAAUAUCAUUAAAAUAUAGGUGCCAAACUCUACUGGUGUUCCAAAUCAGUCUCAUAAUAAUUCUCACAUUUCAAAACUAUCGGUGUUAGUAUCGAGAAUCUUUACUUACAUUUUGUAUGCUUUUCAAACAACGAAACCUUAUUGCAAACUAAAUCCAUGGCCCAUAUUGCACGUCGCUUAAAGUUUUAUUAUACCUAAGUGCCAGAAUAGUCGCCAGAGUCCAGCUCAAAAAAGCAAACUCAUUUCUCGCCGGUAAACUUGAAGGCAAGCAAAAGAUGCAACAGCAGAAUUAAUGUAAAUCUUAUUAAAAAGCAAGUCACUUAUUUAUCAAAAGCUAACAGAGUGCAGGAAAAUAUUCACAAUGCAAAAAAUUCAAAACUUCAAAGAUACCGGAUAAUGUAAAAAAAGUCAUGCUUGAAAAUAUGGAUUCUUUGUAAAAUACGUUCAAUCGCUUGGUUAUUGUAUAUGAAAAAUAAUAAGUUGUUAUAUUGUCGAAAUAAUUAGCUAGAAAACGAGAUUUCUCAAGUGGGAAAAGAGAAAAAAAAAUCAAUUCAUAUAAUCCAUUUCCCGUCUAUUCAUAUUUUUUGCUUGAACUUGAUUGUCUUACAAAAUAAGUUGGUGAUUCUAUGUUAUGUACCUUACGGAUGCUGCACUUACCUCAUUGUUAGUUCUCUUCGAUAAUUAAACUGGAAAUGGUUUAGCCUGUAAUAAGAGACAUUCUAUCAGUAACACAGAUGUAUUGGCGCAUACACUAGCAAUAAAUGGUAUUGUACAAGAAAA